AUGUCCCACGGGAUCAAGGUCAGCCAGGCAGUUGUCAGCAAGCCCGCCAAAUCGAAGAGAAAGAACGUCACGCGGUCGCCCUUCCAUGGCUUUGGGCAGCCGGGAGCCAAAGAGGUGAGACAGCUACAUAGGCUCUUGGCGAAGCAGUUUGGAGAACGACGACCAGGCAAAAGCAAGAGACAGAUUCUGGACACCGUGGUGGGCACCAUCUUGUCACAGAACACCACAAAUACCAACUCGCACCGGGCCUUCAGCGAGCUCAAAAAGCGUUGCUUGGCACCCCGAGAUACAACUAUGGCUAUGGUUGACCUUGAUCAUGGGCCUGGGAAGAGCUCGGGAAAGAGUGCGGAUCCUUGCCGGUGUUGCUGCUUCUGGCUGCUGCUGCUGCUGCUGCUGCUGCUGCUUCCUUUGCUGGUGCCCGUGGUAUCAGCAGGGCAGUGGUAUAUUAUAGUAUAG
Messenger RNA from Durusdinium trenchii, 456 nucleotides. The record is from the annotation of a GenBank genome assembly. NCBI's taxonomy places the organism in Eukaryota, Dinophyceae, Suessiales, Symbiodiniaceae.